This is a messenger RNA of Miscanthus lutarioriparius, 468 nucleotides long. NCBI's taxonomy places the organism in Eukaryota, Viridiplantae, Streptophyta, Magnoliopsida, Poales, Poaceae. The record is from the annotation of a GenBank genome assembly.
AUGGAGCGCGACAGUUCCUGCAGGCGGCUCACGGUGGUCGGCACCAUCCUUGUCUGCGCGGCCCUCUUCUCGCCGCCCGCCGCCGCGCUCAACAUCGGCAUCCAGUCGGCCGGCGACGGCGCGAGCAAGCAGCAGGCGUGCAGCCGCACGUGCGAGUCGGACCACUGCACGACGGCGCCGUUCCUGCGGUACGGCAAGUACUGCGGCAUCCUGUACAGCGGCUGCCCCGGCGAGAAGCCGUGCGACGCGCUGGACGCCUGCUGCAUGCACCACGACAACUGCGUCCAGGCAAAGAUGGACUACCUGAGCACGUCUUGCAACGAGGCGCUGCUGGACUGCCUGGCGAGGCUGCGGGAGGGCACGUCCACGUUCGACGGGAACAAGUGCAUGAUCGACGAGGUCAUCGACGUGAUCUCGGUCGUCAUAGAGGCCGCCGUCGUCGCCGGCAGGGUGCUGCACAAGCCGUAG